Messenger RNA from Corticium candelabrum, 1928 nucleotides. RefSeq names its product spindle and centriole-associated protein 1-like. The record is from RefSeq and is a predicted model, not a curated record. Lineage: Eukaryota; Metazoa; Porifera; Homoscleromorpha; Homosclerophorida; Plakinidae. The coding region runs from base 161 to 1717 and encodes 518 amino acids. Gene Ontology annotation, cellular component: centriole; centrosome; spindle. Gene Ontology annotation, biological process: mitotic spindle assembly; regulation of centriole replication; metaphase chromosome alignment. The transcript has 11 exons.
CGGAAACGGAUUCAUCAGUCACACAAUGUUGCCAUGGCAAGGCAGGAGUUGAUAGAGAAACAACUACAACAACACAAAGACAUGUUGAUAGAGACACACGACACCAAUGAAUCAAUGAUUAAUUAAGGUGUAGAAAAAUGGUUUUCAAAAGAAACACGGUAUGUAUACCUCUUGGUCCAUUUUGACUUCCAUACAGGUGCUCUCGCCGACUCGGACACUCCUGGUCGAUGUUUCCGUCUGGAAGUUGAAGGCUGACGGCCUACUUUCUGUUCACACAUUUGUGUAUUUGUUUGUUUUUCUACUUGUUUUCAAUUGUUUUCUUGCAGUGAUAUUUAUAUAUCAUAGUGUAGCUAAUUUACAAUUUGAUGUUAUAGUAUUUCACUGUUGCAUUAUAGUUUUUGCCAUUACAGAGGAAGUAAAAACUCCACCCCCUGCUUUAUUGAAAGGCCCACUGCGGGUCCUCAAUCCCACUCCCCAUUCAACUGCUACAUCUCAUCAUCAUGCUGCAGUGCUAAGAGACGUUUUUCAUAGAGGAAACGAGUUACGUGAUGUGCUGGCUCAAUCAGAUCAUAUGCUGUCACAGGUGAAAGACAUGUUUGGUGAUGAUCCACAGCAUUACACUGGGUUUCCAACGCUAACUGUGGCACCAAGUAGUGUGUCACUCAAAGAAAGGGCUGCAUCACAGGAUGCUUCCAAAUACCCAAGUGUACUCUACUCUCCAGCAGGUAUUAGGGAUGACAGUCUAUCCAUCAUUUCAAAACCUGCACUCAAUGAUGAAGUGGAAGAUAAAGAGAACGUUGGCAGGGAGAGUUUUGACGGUUUAAGAGAUGAUCACCACAACUCAGUCAGCUCACCAAAUGACAGACAUUCACCAAUAUGUGCCAGUGAAGAGUCUCACCAGGAAGGUGUGUCUCUAAGUCUUUCUACAAAUGCAGUGCUAAGCAUCACUGCCGCUCACGACAAAGCCUCUUUGGCAGGUCAAAGCAUUAUAUCAGGUGCUGGGCAUAUCAUCGCAUCUGCGGACUCACAAAAGUUGAACAUCGAUGGUCUGUCAGUUGUGUGUGAAGAAAGUGAGCAUUCUCACAGCUACACGUUUGCAGAGCAGAACAGGUCUGGUGCACUUACUAUGGACAGCUUUGGCGUGGUGUUAGAGAGUUUAGAGCAGGAGAUUAUGGAUUAUGAGGCGGCAACUGGACGAGAACCUGCUCAUCUUGGUUUGCCAUCAAAGAGUGGUUCAACCGUUGGAGGAUACACAGCUAUUUUACUGAGUGCAGUUGUGAGGUUAACAGGCUAUCUUAAAGAGAGUUAUCUCCAGUUGCAACGCGAAGUUGCGGUUAGAAACAAACUCCUGGAAAGUCUGUCUCUGCAGCAGUCUCUCCUAGACCAGUUCUCCUCAGACAUCCUAGAAAUGCAGCAACUAUUCAACACUUCGAUGGCGGAUGCCAAGCAACAAAACGCGCAUCAAGUUGCCAGUCUGCAGGCCCGAAUCAGUAGACUAGAAGCAGCGUUGUCUGGCAACUCGAGAACGGCAGCAGUUGGUAUUGGUAUGGCCGCUCCCAGUCACCAUCCCGUUGCUGGCGGCGCGUCUACAUCACGUGAUGAGGCUAUAAUUCCGUCGUUUGCGGCUCAAGAAAAUCGCGAGACUUUAUCCAACGUACAGCUGCCCUCGUCAACACGGAACGCCGACGCCGACUCCUCCGUUGCUCCGGUAACGUGAAGAUGGUAUGUACAGUGUUCAAACAGACGGUUGCCGUGACAACGAAGGUCGGAGUGAUUGAGUUACUAGCCGUGGGAAGACGAUGAAAUUAUAGAAGAGUCAGUUACAGACGUAACGUUCAUUGCAGUUGUAUUGAGCAACUGAUCGUUGUGGUUGAAUUAUUGAGAUUUAUUUAAUUUAUUGCGUCUAGUAUCUCGCAAUUGUGUAGCCA